UGCAAUGAGUGUGGUGCACCGCUGGGGGCAGCAGCGCGCACUGACGGCGGCAGCAGCGCGCACUUUCGACCAUCAUUUCUCCCAGAAGAAGAAUCACAAACACCAAACAUGGCGGGGCACGAAAACCACCACAAAACAGAAAAUCUGGAACUUUCUCUCGAAGUUCCCUUCCCGUCCUCACACCACGCCACCAUCGCGCUGCGCUCCCUGAAUCCAGACCGCGAGCCGAGGAAAGGAGGCAUCAGCAAGAUUCUGUCGGUGUCUGGAAGGACGUUGUCCGCGAGGUGGAGCGCCGACGAAGCUCGGAUCCUCCGUGUGUCCGUCAACUCCUUCCUGGACAACCUGACCCUGGUGACGGAGACCAUGCAGAUGUUUCCCAUGGACACUUGAGCCAAAGGAAGGUCGUGUCCUCCAAACUCUGCCCUCUGUGGAGGUUACUUUGUGUCAUCACUACUAAAGCUUUGUUCUGACACUGAAAUAAUGUUUCUUUUGUUUACAUUUUGUGAACCAAAUUUUUUAGGCUGUAAGUCAUUGAAUAGAAAUGUGUGAGAAAAAUGUGUUUUAUAAUUCGGAGCACAAAUAUAUGUUGGUUCAAACCUCACCCGAUUGGCUGGUUCUGAGACAGGAUUGAUUGCUUCAUUCUUUGUUGUCCUAAAGUGAGUUUUGAAGCAACAAAUAUUUUUGCAAUUAAUUUAAAAAUAGCACUUUUUUUUAACCUCUUAAGGCCCAAGCUGUUUGUUUAAAUGCUUUUUUUUAUUUCUCUUUGCUAUUUGGGCUUAUUGGACCCUAGUGAGAAUAAAAAACUAAGAAUCAUCUUUUGAUAUGAUGUACUUAGUCCAUAAGUACACAAACUAGUGUACUUCAUGUUGAGUAACAUGCUAAUUCUUUAUUUUUACACUUUUUUCCCCCAAAUUCCAUUGUAUGUUAUACUCUUCUGACACCACCAGAUGGCAGUAUAAGUCCACAUAAGUGGCCAUAAGACCCCAAUUCAGUAGUGUACACAAUUUUGGAAAUAAGAGAUACAAAGGUGCUGUCCACACAUGUGGCCACUAAGCCUUUAGAGGUUCACACACAUUUCAUUCAAUGAAAUUGUCAGCUUCAUUUGAUGUGAAAAAUUCAGUUUACAUAAUUUAAACCCCCAAAAAACGUUUUGUAAUCGAGACACAAAUUAACCUCCAUGCACCUCCCUUUAAUUUGUCCUUCCUGCUCUCUGAUUUAAAAACAUUGACCAAUGAACUUAUUUGUUUACAACAACGUCAUCGCGGUUCAUGUGAAAGUGAACGCGGUGACAGUAACACACCAGCAGGGGGCGAGAGACGACAAAAAAUGUAUAGACUGGCUCAAUUUCAUUUUUAAUGCAUGGUCAAAAGUUGAUACUUGAUGAGUCAUCUUUAUUAUAGCUACAUAAAGUUUGUUGUUGUACGAUCUA
Molecule: messenger RNA, 1429 nt
Organism: Nerophis ophidion (straightnose pipefish)
Lineage: Eukaryota; Metazoa; Chordata; Actinopteri; Syngnathiformes; Syngnathidae
Product: EKC/KEOPS complex subunit Lage3
Exons: 3
Coding region: 109-390 (93 amino acids)
Cellular component (GO): EKC/KEOPS complex
Source: RefSeq, a predicted model, not a curated record